This is a messenger RNA of Porites lobata, 5005 nucleotides long. NCBI's taxonomy places the organism in Eukaryota, Metazoa, Cnidaria, Anthozoa, Scleractinia, Poritidae. The record is from the annotation of a GenBank genome assembly.
GCCUUGGCGUUUGUUUUUGGAAGACAAGGAAAUGUAGGAAAGUUGUGCAAAAAAUCAGAGGGCCAUUUUGUUAGAUCUCAACAAUGGAGCAGAAGGAUAUCUAUUAUAAUAAGGCGGAGUACAUAGAAACCGUGAGUACGAGGGUUUAUACACUCCACUUUUUGCUGACUUGAAACUUAAACCAAGCCACCUACAACGUGGACGACUGAUGAUUCAUCUCAGAACACUCUAAAUUCGAGAUUGCUCCGAACAAAUCAUGAGAUAAGAACUCAUUUUUUUCCUUAAGUUAAACAGGCAGUUUGAAUUUAAGAGAACAAAAUCUUAUUUUGUGAUUUGUUUUUUCUCAAAAUAAGAAAUCCACGAAAUCUCGAAUUCAGAGUGGAAUGGACAUUCUCAUAUCAUGAUUCUGUUACCCUUGACAAUCUAGGCAUCAGGAAACAAAGUCAGUCGCCAAUCUGUUCUAUGUGGAAGUCAAAACAUUGUUCUAAAUGGAAAGGUUAGUGUAGAUAACAAUGUUUUUACGUAUAAUAAUUACGUUGUGUUAACCUGCUUUAAGCUUACAAUAGAAAGAGCCAGAAUGUUCUUGGUGCAAUAAUAUAGUUCUUUUUCGUUAUUAGCCUCUGUAGAAAUGUGUACUUAGCUUUAUUAAGUUUCCAAUGUGAGCUCUAUUAAAGGCCCAUCCCUUAAUAGAGUUUUGUGUAUAUUUAAGUAUUAUUUUCUCUUUGUUUUCUCUUCGUAUCUUUUAGUUCGAUUAUCUUUUGACCAUCUUUCAAUCAAAAGCCAUCGUGUAAGACAGUCUUUUUAAUUAUUACAAUUUCAGACCAUCAUUCAAUCAGAUUGUAUCCUCCGUGGUGACCUUGCAAAUGUCAGAAUAGGCCGCCAGUGUGUGAUUAGCAAAAGAAGCGUCAUUAGGCCUCCAUUCAAGAAAUUCAGCAAAGGGUUUGUAGAUGGUGUCAAUAAACAUGUUUCAGUAAUUUCAGUGUACCCUUUACCUCCAACAUUAUCUUACCCUGCGAACAGAGUCUCCUUCGAUCUUCCUAGAUAAGUCGGGAAGAGGAAGGAACCUCUGCCGACAUCCUCAACAAUUCAUAUUGAGCAUGCUCCAAAUUCAAAUUUUUCUGCGACGUCAAUCAAACCAUUGCCGUAGCAUCCACUGUGUUUGUCAGCAAAUGUAAAUGUCAGGGGGAACGUACCGGUUCGUUCUCACCCUUCCGUGGCUGUGUUUCCUCUGGAUUUGGAAGCUCUAUAGGAACAAUUUCACUUUUGGAAUCUAAACUUGCCAUGUUUCAGUGUAAAGAAGAUAAAAAAAAUCUUAGAGCUAAGGUAAAACUUUUCAAAAACAAAGCAUCUAACCUUGAAACACAAAAACACACAAAACGGAUCGAAAUCCACCAAUCACAAAUCACGAACGACGACCUUUUGUUUCCUAAGAGGUUCGCUAAGAUGUAUGACAGGCGAGAAAGCGAAGAAAGUGCCGCUUCUUCAGACUUUGAUUGACGUCGUAGAAAAACACAAAAUCCAAAGACGUUUUUGGCAUCGCAAGUCAGGUGUUAUCCACAAACAGCUGUAAAAGCAUCGAUCAUUUAAAUGCAACAUGGAUUCUGUAGCCUCAUGAUCUUAUUUUGAAUUAAUGUUAUCGCAAACACAGAAGAAUAAGCAUAGAUGUUGUUUCUUAAAUAUUAUUAUUUUUAUUCAAAACCCAUUUGUUUAUCCUUCCAAAAACUUCGUGUAACACUUACUGGAUUGUGAAUCCGUUCACGCAGCAGAAUUAGCUGAGUACAUGGUUAAAUCCAAAACAAAAUCCAUCUCGAAUCUAGGUACAUUUUCCAAUUUUCUAAAACUGAACGUUGAAUCUAUAAUUUUCUCAAAAUUCCCGCAUGAAAUAAAAGCGGCAACUAGUUGUUUUUCUAUGGAGCGUGGACGCAGAAAGAGUCAGCAAAAUUCCAGAAUAUGCGUGCGUGCACAGAUAAAACUGGUUUAUCGAGUAUAAAACUUGUCUGACUCAUCCAAAAAGCUGGAUGAUCGGCAGAUCAAAGGAACUUGAAAAUGUCGGCAGAGUCGCUUCCUCUUUCCCGACUUAUCUAGGAAAGAUCGAAGCAACUCUGCUAGCAGGGUAACAUUAUCUGCUUCUGCUCAGGACAAUUCAAUUUGAAAAGACAAAAACGGUACCAUACAAAAGUGCUGUCAAAGUCGCUCGCUAAAAUAGUCACAAAAGAUUAUUUUCUGAACAGAUCAUAGGUCAAAACUUAGAAACAUAUAGCAUGUAACCACAAUUGACUUUUUAAGUUGUCCUGAAAGUAGAACUAGACGGUACUGUACUUGUUAAAUAAGAAAAGAUAGUAUUAAAGGUUGUAUCAAUUUAUAAAGAUAGAGAGGUACACAUGUACACCCAUAUCAUGCAGCAAUAAGUAACCUGUAAUAAUAAAGACUUAGUAGUUGCCCGAGAGUUAAAAAACUCCAAAAAUAUGAUAUUUAUCAUUGGUAAUGAUGUUGGUUUUAGGGUUGCAUUCUUUCCUCUUCAUAUUGGAGAUCAUGUAAUUAUUGAAGAGGACUGUGUUGUAAAUGCAGCCCAAGUGGGAUCUUAUGUCCACAUCGGAAAAAACUGUGUCAUUGUAAGUACAGCUGCAGUACUUUAAAGCAUCAUUAUCAUCAUCAUUAUUAUUACUAUUAUCAUCUUUAUCAUCAUCAUCAGUGAAACAAUAAUCAGUGUCACAAUAAUGAUCUUCAACCAAAGCUGUAUUAUUACACAUGUACCAUCUUCGUCAUCAUCAUCAUCACUAACCUCUCUACCCCCAGUAUCAUUACCACCACCACCAUCAUCAUCAUCAUUAGGGAGCUUAAGCAAUGACAACGGUGACGUCAAAGAGAACGGCAAUAAUGCAAUAGGUUUAGAUUGGCAAAACAACAACUUUGCACGUGCAUCACGCUUUUUUUUUACAUUUCUUUGCCGUCAUUGCACAACUACAACGUGAAAGUGCCUAAUUUCACAUUUUGUCGAGGAUGGGAACAGGACGCAACAACUUUCUUUUUCUUUUCCAAAACUUUGGCACAUUCCUUUAGAAUUCAACUCCAAAAAAAUUUGCCAACAUUUGACGAAUUAAACGAGAUGGAGUAAGUGCGGUAAAGUUUGAAGCAGCGCAAAUUCACUUUUUAAGUGACGUUUUCGUGGCCGUUGCCGUCGUCAUUGCUUAACCUCCCUAUUAUCAUCACUAUUACCUUUAUGACCACCUGCACAGUGUUCUCACCAGGCCGCGGCCUUGCGGGAUUCCCGCAAGAAAAACUGAAAUGGCGCAUUAAAACCAAAAAGAUGCGCCCGUUAGGGCGCAGGGGCAAGCUACGAGUCAAACAGACUUAAGUAGUUUUAAUGGUCAACCUAACACUACAGCAUUCUGUUUGUUUGAAUAAAUAAAAAACAUGAUAUCAAAUGAGUCAAAGUCUUUAAUUUUGUUGCCUUUACUUUCAUUGGUUCCACGCACGUCCCACUACAUCGUAAACUCCUCCUCCGAAUCGUAAACACCUCUUCCGCCAUAUUGGAUCAGGUAGGUACUUCAUGUAACAGACAAUUUGGAGUGCGGGCUCAGGUUCUUCGUACCGCGUGUUUUUUGUAACUUUGUCCCCCUAAUGUUCUUACAGGGCCCCUAUUCCUCAGAAGAGGGGGGCCCUGGGACUCCCCAAGGCAAAAUCCUGGUGAGAACACUGCCUGCAGUGCCAUCAUCCGCAUCUUAACCAUCAUCAUCAUCACUGUCUCUUUCACCAGAAUCAUUACCAUCAUCAUCAAUGCUAUCAUCAUCAUCACCACUUUCUUUAUCACCAGUAUCAUUACCAUCGUCAACAUCAAGUUAUCAUCAUCAUCAUCACCAUCUCUAUCUCCGCUAUCAUUAUCAUCAUCACUACGAUCACAACUAUGACUAUAGUAUUCUUCAUUUUUUCUGUUUACAUUUAUUUAAUGGCAAUUAAUUCUGGGCCAAACCUUUAAAUUCCAUUGACGUCAUUUACAGAUGCCUUGUUUGGUAACUUGCAUCCAAAAAUUAAAUAUGUUUAUUCAUGUACUGAGCAUUUAGGCUUAGAUUAUGAAGUAAAUGAAUCAGAGACCCUGUUUAAACUAUGUAACAUGUUCGUCCAACUUCAUCCAAUAUCACUGGAUGGUGUUGGGUACCCAGAAGUUUCAACAUCAUCCAAUGCAACCCAGCAAGGCAUGCGAGUGGAUUCAGGAUACAUUGUAUGUUGCAGUUAAAUACACUGACUGAAAGUUGAACCAACAUGUCAAUCCAUUUCAACAAGGCCUUCCUGUAAUCCACUUCUGUUCUUUUUGAAAGGGUCGGCGGAGUGUGCUAAAGGACUGUUGUGCCAUAGCAGAUAAUACUGUACUACCUCCUGAAACUGUUGUUCCACCUUUUACACUUUAUUCAGGAUCUCCUGGUAAGUGCUCUUAUUCUUCAGUAGAAUAUGACUAAUGCAAACUUUAUCCUCCUUUUUACCUUACAGCCAACAGAAAGUGGGAAUAUACAUUAAUGGCUUUGUAUAUGCUACAAACUAACCAAAAUAGACAAGCUUUUUUGCUAUGUAAUGGAUAGGACUUCUAAAAAAUUGUGAAUAUACAUUAAUGUAUGUUGAAGAAUUUUCCUUUCUCUGUCUGAACUUGGGUUAAGUCCUAAGAUAUUUUGCUCAAGAAAUUCUCUAAUACCUGGCAAAUUGAGUGCUUUGGAAUAGUCUAAUAUCAUGGCUGUCACUAAAAAUUUCAAGUUGCUGUGUAUUUGCACUUAGUAGGCAGGAAUUUGGACAGCUACGGGGGUUCUUUUUGUUCUAUUAUAAUCAUGGUUUCAUAAAUGCACCUAAACUCUUUAAUGGCAGACCAACAUAAAUUUGUUGCCAAUCUUAAUUAAAUAUUAUGCACUUUAUUGCAGGUGUAUUCAGUGCAGAAUUACCUGAGUGUAUGCAAGAAUUAAUGACAGAGAAGACAAAGGACUAUUAUCAACAUUUUAUUCCCAUCACAGAGGACAAAUGA